AUGCUCAUCACGCUGUGCUACCUGUACCUGUGGGCGCGCUGGGGGCGCGCGCCCGCGGCGCUCGUGCCCGGCACGGUGCGGCGGCUGCGCGCGCGCUGCUCCUUCACUUUCUGCGCCGCGGCCGCGCAGCCCGGGGGCGCGCGCGUGUGCCUGCGCCGCGGCGGCCGCGUCUUCUGCGUCGGGGAGAGCCAGUCCAUCGACGACUUGAACAAAUGGGUGCUGAAUCUCAUCUCUCCCUUUAGACUUCAAGCAGAACACAUAGCAUUUGUGACAGAGAGCAUUUGGGUUCAAGGUGACAAUUUCCAGAGGCGGUUGUCUUCAGAAACAGUUGUCAAGUGGUCUGACUACUGUUUGCCGUUAGCUUGCCGACCUGGGGACCCCUACCAGUUCAUUGCUGAAGCAAGUGUGGACAAUUUCAGCAAGCUGGGAGUAGCAUUCAUGGAAGAUAGGCUCCAGAUGGAUAAUGGGCUGAUACCUCAAAAGAUCGUCUCGGUACACUUGCGCGACUCCAUUCUGAAGGAACUCAAGGACCAGGCUGCAAAUGGGCAAGCCCAAGGCCUCGAGCCGGCCACAGGGCCUCCCCCAGAGCCCAAGCCUGGGCAGGAUGCGGUGGGGCGUGCUGGCAGCGAUGAGCCCAGGGCUCCUGGCCAAGACUCCUCCAAGCAGCCGGCAGGAGGGGACAGGGAGCACGGAGAGCAUUCCCACCUCCACCUGUUCAGUUGCCACGAGUGUUUGGAACUGGAGAACAGCACCAUCGAGUCAGUAAAGUUUGCCUCUGCAGAGAACAUUCCAGAUCUUCCCUAUGACCACAGCAGUGGUUUGGAGGGUGUCACUGAUGAGCUCUGCCCCAAAAGAGAAGAGAGCAGAGUCAACAUGGCGGGCAAAGCACCCAACAUCCUAAUCUAUGUGGGUGCCAGCACCCGGGAAGCGGUGGGCCGGCUGGAGCAGGUUCGCUCCGUUGUAGCCGACUGUGUGGACGUGGACAGCUAUACCAUCUACCACCUGCCGGAGGACAGCGCGCUCAGGGACCCGUGGGCCGACAACUGCCUCUUGUUGGUGGUCGCUGCCUUGGAGCCCAUUCCCAAAGACCUGUCCCAGAAGUUCAUGGCCUAUCUUUCUCAGGGAGGGAAGGUGCUGGCCCUGUCGUCUCCGUUCACCUUUGGUGGCUUUCAGGUGACACGGAAGGGCACGCUGCAAAAGACGGUCCAGGGCUUGGUUUUCUGCAAGGCUGACCGGAGCGAGGUGAGGCUCAGCGUCCUGAGCAGCGGCUGUGUCUACGAGGCGGGCGCUGGAGAGCAUCAGCCCUGCCGACUCCACGGCCACCUGGACACCGAGGACAAGGACAGGACCAUCAUGCAAGUGCCUUUCGGAAGCUGUGGAGGAGAGGCCGUUCUUUGUCAGGUGCAUCUAGAACUACCUCCACGCUCUCCCACAGUGCAAACCCAACAAGACUUUGAUUUGCUCAAGUCAAGCAAUAUGAGAAGAUACGAGGUCCUUCAGGAAAUCCUGACUGCCCUUGGCAUCAGCUGUGAGGUUCGACAAGUUCCUGCCUUAACACCCGUGUCCUUACUGUUGGCCACCGAGGAAAUCCGAGAUCCGCUUAUGCAGUGGCUGGGGGCACAUGUGGAUCCAGAAGGAGUAAUCAAGUCCAGCAAGCUCUCCCUUAAGUUUGUGUCCUCUUGUGCAUCUGAAGUAGAAGUCACCCCGUCUUCCAUCCCUGUGGUUACUGACACAGAGGACUUCUCUUCUGACCAUUUUAACUUAGAGAUCUAUCGGCAAAAUCUGCAGACCAAACAACUUGGGAAAGUAAUUCUGUUUGCUGAAGUGACCCCGACCACCAUGAAUCUUCUGGAUGGGUUGAUGUUUGAGAUGCCGCAGGAAAUGGGUUUAAUCGCCAUUGCAGUCCGGCAGACCCAGGGCAAAGGGCGGGGACCGAACGCCUGGCUGAGCCCGGUAGGAUGCGCCCUCUCCACGCUGCUGAUCUCCAUCCCGCUGCGGUCCCAGCUGGGGCAGAGGAUUCCUUUCGUCCAGCACCUGAUGUCCCUGGCGGUGGUGGAGGCCGUGCGGUCCGUGCCCAAGUAUCAGGAUAUCAACUUACGAGUGAAGUGGCCCAACGACAUUUAUUACAGUGACCUCAUGAAGAUUGGGGGAGUUCUGGUUAACUCAACACUUCUGGGAGAAACAUUUUAUAUACUUAUCGGCUGCGGAUUCAACGUCACCAACAGUAACCCCACGAUCUGCAUCAACGACCUCAUCGCAGAACACAACAGGCAGCACGAGGCCGGGCUGCAGCCCUUCCGAGCCGACCACCUCAUUGCCAGGGCCGUGACGGUGCUGGAGACACUGGUGCACACGUUCCAGGAUGAGGGGCCCCAGGGCGUGCUGCCCCUCUAUUACAAAUACUGGCUGCACAGUGGUCAGCAGGUCCGGCUGGGAAGCACGGAGGGGCCGCAGGUGUCCAUCGUGGGCCUCGACGAUUCCGGCUUCCUGCAGGUGCUCGGGGAGGACGGCCGGAUCGUGACGGUGCACCCCGACGGCAACUCCUUCGACAUGCUGAGGAACCUCAUUGUGCCCAAGCAGCAGUAGCGGUGGUGCGGGCAGGCCUUCCACCCGAGCGGCCGGCGCCCCUUC
Perognathus longimembris pacificus (Pacific pocket mouse) is the source of this 2631-nucleotide messenger RNA. It is a transcript of the gene Hlcs, whose product is annotated as holocarboxylase synthetase. Lineage: Eukaryota; Metazoa; Chordata; Mammalia; Rodentia; Heteromyidae. Gene Ontology annotation, cellular component: cytoplasm. Gene Ontology annotation, molecular function: biotin--[biotin carboxyl-carrier protein] ligase activity. Gene Ontology annotation, biological process: protein modification process. The record is from RefSeq and is a predicted model, not a curated record.